AUUUUCAGUUACAAUGGAUUCCGUGAGCCUAGUCGGUGGUGUUUCCUCCAAUGAAGGACGAGUUGAGAUACUUCGUAAUGGAAUUGGCAGCAGCGUCUGUGAUGAAGGAUGGGGUCUACCUGAUGCUGAGGUUAUCUGUCGUGUACUUGGGUACCCAAGGGCCAGCCGAACGUUAGCUGGUUCUUGGUUUGGUAAAGGAGAAGGAGCAGUAUGGUCAGGUGUAGAUUGUACUGGCAAUGAAGCUAGCCUGUCAUUUUGUCCUAAUAGUACUGGUAGCACUAGCAGCGCCUGUAGUUCACACUCUAAUGAUGCCAGUGUGGUCUGCUCAUCAAGUUCCUCGGUAUCUCAGACGUUCUUAUGUGCCGAUGGUGAUGUAAGACUCACUAAAAACGGGAUGAUACUUGAAGGACAAAGCCAGGGACGAUUAGAGAUAUGUGUAGGCGGAGAAUGGGGGCGGGUCUGCAUUGGUGGGUGGGGCUAUGAGGAGGCUGCCCUGGUGUGUCAUCAGUUAGGAUUCAGAGUUGAAGGUGCAUCAAGGAUUUCUAGUUCUCAGUUUGGUUUUGGUUAUCGUCCCAUUUUGAUUGAUACCCUACAGUGCACUGGCCUGGAGCCCUCCCUCCUGCAAUGUGGCCACACCCUCCUGGCACCCGGCACUUACGACCAAUCAUGCGAUAGCACUCAAGACGUCGCUGUCUCCUGUCAAACCGUUGUGAGUUCUCCAGUUCGGAUACGUCUCGUGGGCGGUAACGUAGAGUGGGCAGGACGAGUUGAAAUCCACUUACAAGAUAAUGUGAUUUGGGGGCGUGUGUGCGAUGAUGGGUGGAGCCUGGCUAGUGCUCGUGUGGUUUGUCGUCAGUUGGGGUAUGGAUACGCCAUAGGAGCCACCAUUGGAACUACCUUUGGAACAGGUAGUCGAUCGCUUGGUUAUGGUAGGGUAACAUGCGUCGGGCUUGAGUCUGGCCUCUCCAACUGUUACCAUGACAACCAGCUCUCGUGUGACAUCUCUCACGUGGCUGGGGCCGUAUGCAGUGACACGCCCACUCCUCCUAAUGUGAGGCUCAGGUUGCUAAGCAACGGAAAUAAACCCGAGGGAAUUUUACAAGUUUAUUUUGCCGAGAAGUGGGGGCGAGUUUGUACCACUAGUGGGUGGAGCUUAACAACUGCCGAUAUUGCUUGUCAUCAUCUGGGGGAAGGUCUGGCUGUUUCAACGAUGGGCGUGGCUACGUCAUCCCAAGACUCCUUCUUUUGGUUGAGUGGUGUCCGUUGCUUUGGUAACGAGACUCGUCUUGAAGAGUGCCAGCAUUUAGGGUGGGGCUACGCUGGAGAGGAAUGUUACGAGGGAAGUACCAGUGUAUGGCUGAACUGUUCUGGAAACUCAAACACACAGACCUCUACUAGCAUACCAACACUAACUGCUACUCCUAGUGCUGGGCCAGUUGAACCAGGCGCUUCAUCUCUUCCAGUACUAGCAGUCAUUAGUCCUACCAUUGCUGCUAUCCUCCUAUUCACUUGCCUUAUAAUUGUCUCCAUCUUGUUCUAUAUUAACCAUCGAAAGCAUAAAGGCAGAAUGUACAGGAUCAGCUCACCUGAUGAAGGGAGAGAAGUACAAGAAAGAGGAAUUCCAAAGAAAAGAAAGAAGAAUGUAGUCAUUUCACCAUCUAAAGCAUCACAGCUUCAUCUUCUAAGCUCUGAAGCUAUGAGUCCACCAAUGAGUCCUUCUUAUUCCAAGUCCUCUUCACUUACUAGAUCAGAGCAAAGACUUGAUGUUUCAAUGAUGACCAUAACAUCAGAGCUCAUCAACUCAACAGCUCACAAUGGCUCUACCUCUCCUGAAACCACUGACUACAAUUCCCCACCUUUCUCUCCUACUAGAAUUGAGAGUACCAUGCCACCGUCACCCUCACCCACACCAGCUAAUAAUGAAAGCAUUACUCUCACACCUCAGCCUAAUUUAAACUCCAGUACUAGAUCUAACGAGCCUCUAACACUCGAUUCAGCUUUACACACUGAUUCAUCACUCUCUACCUCAUUCUCUACUUAUGAUAAGCCACCACUGACAUCCUCAUCAUCACUGUCUUCAGGCAGAUAUGCUGAUUUAGAUGUCCUUAGUUCACAGCAUAAUGCUGCUAAGAGAGCCAGUAUGGUGAGCAGCAGUGGUAGUAACAGUAGAGCUCAAUAUGCAACCAUACAAGAAGUAAUGCCAAGGAAGAUAUCAGUCAAUACUGAGACCACAACUGUUUAACUAUCACUCAGUUCAGUCAUAAUUUACAGACACUUAUUGCUAUUUUGUUAUUAUUAUUAUUAUUAUUAACUAUAGUUCUGCAUGUAGUUUUGUGUGGCCUGUGUAUACUAUUUUUGACACUUUGAACAUUCCGUAGAAUUCAUAAUUGGUUUUGAUGUCGUACAUUUAGACUCAUAAAUAAUAUGAAGGGAUUCAUGUUA
This is a messenger RNA of Amphimedon queenslandica, 2442 nucleotides long. RefSeq names its product deleted in malignant brain tumors 1 protein-like. Gene Ontology annotation, cellular component: membrane. The transcript is spliced from 11 exons. The coding region runs from base 14 to 2242 and encodes 742 amino acids. Lineage: Eukaryota; Metazoa; Porifera; Demospongiae; Haplosclerida; Niphatidae. The record is from RefSeq and is a predicted model, not a curated record.